Rotaria socialis is the source of this 723-nucleotide messenger RNA. Lineage: Eukaryota; Metazoa; Rotifera; Eurotatoria; Philodinida; Philodinidae. The record is from the annotation of a GenBank genome assembly.
AUGGGCAAUGCCGAAUCGUCUCAAUCGACCGAACGCGGUGGUAUCGGCGGUUUUAAUGUUCAAUCUUCAUUUCGUAGACAGUCGCCUAAUGUUGCGCGUUUAAUACGUGGUGAAAAUUCGCAAAAAAUGGAAUAUGAAUUUCCCAUAUCAGACGUUAAUACGACGAAUUUAGGACGUUAUUCACAUCGUAGUGGAGAAACUAAUAAUCAUAUGAUAAUAAGCGGAAAAACUAAUCGUCAAAUAUCUGAACGGCAAAUAAAUCGUAAUGAUAAUCUUUUAUCAAAAAGCAAGACUUCUUCAAAUGAAACACCUAGUUUAUGGUUAUCAUUAACAAGUUGUUUCGGUUGUCGUACACGGGAUUCAAGAUCUUCAACUAUGAAUCCAUUACGUGAUAAAGUACAUGCAAUACGUAUCGUUCGAGCAUCAAACGAUUUAACACCAGCUGUAUUCGAUUCACAUUACAAUAUUAUAACACUUGAGCAAUUACGUGAAUGUGAAAAUAAUGGAGCUGGAGCCCUAGGCAAUACAUAUGAUCCAACAAAUCCUAAUGCUAUUGAAGCAUCUCAUAAUGGUAAUGGAACAAUAUCAGCAACAAAAAAGGAAAGCAGUUGCCGAACGAGAAAAAAGAAGAAAAAACGAGCAGCUGCUGCUGCCUAUGCUGCUCGAACAAUGCCUCCAGAAGAUGAUGACACAUAUGAAACGACGCAAGACAAAGGCAAAUGA